AUGACGACGGGUUCCUUCAUAAAGUUUGUCACCAUCGCUUGCGACUAUGACCGGAUUCGGCGCGUGAACAAACGCGAGGUGUUGAACGACGAGAAAGAGCGCUGCACUGUCGGAGUCCUUGGCAUCCUCCUGUCGCUGGAGCUGUUGCUGGGCGUGACUGCAUCUUCUGUCUCCACUUGUUCCGGCUCGCUGAAUGUCCCCUCCAACUGUGCGGCCAAUAUCGGCGCUUUCACCGGCGGCAUCACCGUUCUCAUGCAGACCACGCUUGGGGCUGACCUGAACUGCGCCAAGGGUGUGAAGCAGGGUAAGAGAACUCCACAGGAAAAAAUCGAUGCCUUCGUUGCCAAGAAGGAGGCACAGAUACAAAGAGCAAAGGAUUCGGCUGCACGCAGCGUGAACAAGUGGCUCAUCAAUGCGGGCGUCGACGUGGAGAAGUUGCCAGCUCCUCCUGCAGUGCCGACUCAUACGGUCUACAACGCAAUCAACCGAUGCGUGGCUCAAGUCCAAUUUGGAGCCACUUUCCUGAUGCGGUUUGCCAUCAUCCUGGCAGACAGCACAAUACAUUGCCAUCCGGGCGUGGUCGGCCAAGAAGGGCGUGUUUGUGCCAUUGACAUCACCGGCAUGAUGGCCACUCUGAGCCUCAGCAUUCGCUUCUUCUCGUUGGUUAGCAACUCCUGCAUUAACAUUGUCGGUCGCGCAGACAAUAAUGCCAAUUGCGUGGCAUCAGUCGCAGGCAUCACAGGUGCAACCAUGGCCUCAACUUCUUCUGGCAUGAACUUGGAGGCGGCGUGCAAGACCGCAUUUGGCGACUGGAACCCCAACCAGUGGCCGUCAGGCAAUAACGACAUUCCUGUCGAGGACGGAAAUGUCAUACUUCCGGAUGUAUGA
Molecule: messenger RNA, 888 nt
Organism: Symbiodinium sp. CCMP2592
Lineage: Eukaryota; Dinophyceae; Suessiales; Symbiodiniaceae
Source: the annotation of a GenBank genome assembly